CGUCGCUUGCGCUUUGAGCUUCCGUGGUGCGAGUGUGAAUGGCAUUAAACAUGGCGACCGACGGGCCACCUGGAGCUGAACAAACCCCGAGUGAUUUAGGGGGACCUGUGGCUAUGUUAAGUACAUGGACUCUUCAGGAGCUGCAGACUAAAUUGGCCGAAAUCGGCGCCCCUAAUAUGGGUCCAAGGGAGGAGCUUAUAGAACGACUAAAAAGUUACAGUAUGCAGACUGGAAUUAUACCAAGCAAGCCAGUGAUCCGCAGUGAUGAUGUGGAUAAAGGAGGACCGUUACCCGGACAGAUACCUGGUAUGCCCAUUCCUCCUCCUCCACAUCCAUUAGGAUUACCUCCAGGAAUGCCUCAAGGUAUGGGUUUGACUUUUCCAAUGGGCUUGCCUGGGACACCUCCUCCACCUCCACCACCUCCACCGCCACCUCCACCUGGCAUGGUUCCUCCUUUGCACAUGCCUGUCAUAGAUCCCAGCAGCUUAUCAGAAGAAGAUCGGUUGAAGAUCGCACAGCACCGUGCUGCAAUGCUUUUGCAGCAGGAGGAACGAGUCAAGCAACAGCAGCAACAACAGCAGCAAAUACAACAAAAUAAUGAUCGUGUUUUAGAUGAACACUUGAAAGAACAGGAGCUGCUUGAACAACAAAAACGGGCUGCAGUUUUGCUAGAACAUGAGCGGCAACAGCAGGAGCUGGCUAAAAUGCAACAUGGAGUUUCAAUUCCAGGACCCCGUGCGCCAGAGCCAAGUCCAAGACCUCCAAUGCCAUCAAUGCCUCCACUUCCUCAACUUCCUUUGCGUGGCAGUGCCCCUAGUGGACCUCCACCUCCAGGUGUUACACUUGUUCCACCAGGAAUUUCAAUGACAACCCCAAGUCCCAGAUCAAGAGGUCCACCUCCACCACCUGGAGAGGAUAUACGAGAGGGUGAUGAUGGAGGUGCAGGUCCAAAAAUCCCACAGGCAUUAGAAAAGAUCUUGCAGCUGAAAGAGAUGAGACAGGAGCAACUUGGUAACACAGCAGAAGAUGAAGAAAUGCCUGAUGUAGACAUGCGGUCAUCUGUGGCAGCCAGUUUAUCAGAAACGGAAGAUGAUGAGAUAAUAACUUCAAAAAAAGAUAAAAAUCGAAAGCGACGUAACCGUAAAAAGAAAAAGAAGGAACAAAAGACAACCAAGCGUAUAGGUACUUCAAGUGAAAAUCAAAAAGAGAAAAAGGAUAAAGAACAGGAAAAAGGAAAGGAGGCAGAUCCAGAGGUCCAGAUUGAAUAUGUUAUAGAAGAGCCAGAGAUCUAUGAUCCUAACUUCAUUUUUUUUAAGAGGAUCUUUGAGGCCUUUAAGCUCACUGAUGAUGUGAAGAAAGAGAAGGAGAAAGAGCCAGAAAAAAUGGAUAAACUUGAAACAACCAUAGUGAAAAAGAAAGGUUUUGAGGAGGAAAGGAGAGACAGUGAUGACAGUGAUGAGGAUCAAAGGCCCGACAUACCUAAAUUGUCCAAAAAGAAACUUCGACGAAUGAACAGAUUGACAGUGGCUGAGUUAAAGCAGUUAGUGGCCAGACCUGAUGUAGUGGAGAUGCAUGAUGUUACAGCCCAGGAGCCUAAGCUUUUGGUUCAUUUGAAGGCCACCAGAAAUACUGUGCCUGUGCCACGACACUGGUGUUUUAAGAGAAAAUACCUUCAAGGUAAAAGAGGUAUUGAAAAGCCCCCAUUUGAGCUGCCAGAUUUCAUCAAAAGGACAGGCAUUCAAGAAAUGAGAGAAGCACUUCAGGAAAAGGAGGAAGCAAAAACCAUGAAGACCAAAAUGAGGGAAAAAGUUCGUCCUAAGAUGGGAAAAAUUGACAUUGAUUACCAGAAAUUGCAUGAUGCCUUUUUCAAGUGGCAAAUAAAACCCAAACUAACCAUUCAUGGAGACCUUUAUUAUGAGGGUAAAGAGUUUGAGACCAGAUUGAAGGAAAAGAAACCUGGAGAUCUUUCAGAUGAGCUGAGGAUUGCCCUUGGGAUGCCUGUUGGUCCAAAUUCUCACAAGGUUCCUCCUCCUUGGCUCAUUGCCAUGCAGCGGUAUGGACCCCCACCUUCCUACCCUAACCUGAAGAUCCCUGGACUCAACUCUCCUAUUCCUGAUGGCUGUGCCUUUGGAUACCAUGCUGGAGGCUGGGGAAAACCCCCUGUAGAUGAGACGGGAAAACCAUUGUAUGGAGAUGUAUUUGGAACAAAUGCUGGUGAUUUCCAGGCUAAAACUGAAGAAGAGGAGAUUGACCGCACUCCUUGGGGAGAGCUGGAACCUUCUGAUGAAGAAUCUUCUGAGGAAGAGGAAGAGGAAAGUGAUGAGGAAAAGCCUGACGAAACUGGCUUUAUCACUCCGGCUGACAGUGGACUUAUCACACCAGGUGGAUUCUCUUCAGUUCCAGCAGGCAUGGAGACACCAGAGUUGAUUGAACUGCGAAAGAAGAAAAUUGAAGAGGCCAUGGAUGGGAAUGAAACACCACAGUUAUUCACAGUGCUUCCUGAGAAGAGGCCUGCUACAAUGGGUGCUGCUAUGAUGGCGUCGACUCACAUCUAUGAUGUGUCUGCUGCAAUGGCAAUGAGUGGUCGAAAGGGUGGCGGUGGACAGGAGCCUCAAGGGGUAGAAGUGGCACUGGCACCUGAAGAACUUGAGCUCGACCCAAUGGCAAUGACACAGAAGUAUGAGGAGCAUGUCCGGGAACAGCAGGCCCAGGUGGAGAAGGAAGACUUCAGUGACAUGGUGGCCGAGCAUGCUGCCAAACAGAAGCAAAAGAAAAGAAAAGCACAACCACAGGAUAUCCGUGGAGGAGCCAAAAAGUACAAGGAAUUCAAGUUUUAGCCACCGAAGGACUGCCGUUUCAGGGCUGUAUCUCCAAACUCUUCAUUGUCUGCUUCUGUGAAAGUUUUUUUUUUUUUAUUAAUUAUUAUUUUAAUGAAGUUUUGUAGUUGCUCUCUCGGUAUAGAUGUCUACAGUAAUGCCACAUGCUAAUUUUUUUGUAAAUAAAAGGUUGGGAGGACUGUUGCA
Polypterus senegalus (gray bichir) is the source of this 3023-nucleotide messenger RNA. It is a transcript of the gene sf3b2, whose product is annotated as splicing factor 3b, subunit 2. The transcript has 22 exons. Gene Ontology annotation, cellular component: U12-type spliceosomal complex; U2-type spliceosomal complex; U2 snRNP. Gene Ontology annotation, biological process: mRNA splicing, via spliceosome. Lineage: Eukaryota; Metazoa; Chordata; Cladistia; Polypteriformes; Polypteridae. The coding region runs from base 39 to 2837 and encodes 932 amino acids. The record is from RefSeq and is a predicted model, not a curated record.